AUGCAGGGAGAUGGUCAAACAAGGAAUACAAAAUCCAAAGCAUUGGAAGAAAAAUGUGCAGGUAGCCGUGAGAGUUGUCUUAAAAAGUACAGUCAUGAGCCAAAAGGUGAAGUGGCCUGCAAAAGAAAGGGUGAUGCUCAGGAGGCAAAGACCGAAUUAUUAAAGGUGGCAAAAGAAGGCAGAAAUAUGGCCAUUGCCAAUGUUGUUCAAGACAAAGGAGCCUGUAAAGAAAAGGAAUUGAUCGAAAGUGAUGACAACAGUGUGUAUGAUGGAGACAAUGAUGAGUCAGAAGCAAAAAUUUACAAUGAAGAGGCUAAGGCCGCCCAUGCGACUCACCUCAAGUGCUCAUUCUGUCAACACGAACAGGAGAUUGGUGAAGACAGUGGAAAAUGUCGCAGCUGUGGAGCUCAGAUGUCUGCGUAUUUCUGCUCAAUCUGUAAACAUUUCACAAGUGUUGAUAAGAAUCCUUACCACUGUGAAAAAUGCGGAAUAUGUCGAAUCCACAAGGAUAAAUCAUUCCACUGUGAGGUGUGUAAUGUCUGCCUGGACAAACGUCUUGAAGGAAAACAUAAGUGCAGAGAGAAUUCUGGGCACGAUGAAUGCUGUAUCUGCUUAGAGGAUGCGUUCAGUGGUUGCCAAAUCUUACCUUGUUCACAUAAGGUACAUCGGGAAUGCGCCAUCGCUAUGAUACAGAACGGAAUUCGCACGUGCCCAGUGUGUCGACACCCACUGUACAGCCCAGCUUCAGAGUGAACUUCGAUUCCAAACAAGCUUUUACUUGAUGUCGAACUAUUUGAUGUCGCGGAUUUUCCAGAUCAGAAAGAAAAAUUCAGAAUCAAUCAAGUCUCCAGAGUAAAGCAAUGCAAAUGGAAAAUUGGGAACAUAAAGAAGGCCAUUCCCGUAUCUUGAUUAAGGAGGAUUGUUGUGUUAAAUUGAGAUGAAGCUACUGGGUGCCACUACCGGUGUGAUCUUUGUUGAUUUUCGCGUCCUCUCAAAGAUAGCCUUUUGUCGGAUAAACUCCUGCUUUCCAAACCGUUUGCAGUUAGUGCCACCUCACUUGUGAUAUUAACACUCAGAAUACAAACUCUGGCCUAUACUAAGAUGACUAGUGAGGAAGGAAUAGUAAAAAGCGCCAGCUCGGAAAGAGAGACCUGACUCCCAAUGACCACGCUCUGUGUCGAGCUCACAAUUUCAAACCUUCGUUUAGCUUUUCGCUAAACGAAGGAGUUGAUUACUUUGAAGACGAAACAGAAUUGAAAAGAAUUGCUUCUUUCCCAUACCCAUAGUAAGGGGUAUGGGAUAAUUCAAUAAUUCUUAAUGCUAGUGCCCGUUAAUGGCGUUCGUUUUGUUUGGAAAGCUUAUCUUUAUUUAUUGUACAGUUGUAUAAGAAUUACAUUCUUCAAAAUUAUAAUUUCUGUAAAAGAUAUCAGUUUAUAUUAGUGCUGUGUUAGUGUAAAAAUCCUAGUCUUAAUUUUAUGCACCAGAUUUGCUGAACGGGUUGAAAAUGUCAACUACAAUUGAUAAAAAUUAUCGUUCUUUAAUUCAUUUAAAUACCUUUAAAUACCUUAUUUCAUUAUUCAUCACCUUUGUUUCUGUUAAACUACUUCAAAAAACCAGGCACAUGCUUACCAUAUUUGUAGAGCAUGGUAUAAUGGCUCAUAACCCAGGAUGGCUAAGCUAAUGAAAACCCUUUAAUUGCAUUACCCAAUGAUCCACUCUUAAAUAAUGAGCAUUAUUUACUCCCCCAUGGGUAAAUAAUGCGUGAUCCAAACAAAAACAGAAUGGCCGACAAAAACUUGUUUUGCCAGUGUUUCGAUAACGGAAAUCCUGAGAAUAUAAAAAGAUAACAGAAAAUACGAAAAAGUUUUUGAAGGUUAGAAAAGACUUGCUGACUUUCGACUUUCGAGCAGUUUCAGGGCAUGUCCUUGGCAAUCACAGAACUCAUCAAUCUAAGCAAACGCUACCGCCAAGUCGCUCUUCACCUGACAUUCGCAGAAAUUAAUACUGCAGGGUUCAUCGGCAGAAGCACUCCAGUGCUAUUCAAUGAAGCACCUCCACAAGUAUGCCGGAGAAUGUCUUUGUGCAAUAAAACAUCCAGUUUCCACCACAGUCAUAUGCACACGGUAUUAUUUCUGGUUAAUCAUUCGUCAGCUGCUCUUUCAAUUUUCAUUUCAAGUGAAAAUGAAAACUUUGAUUGAACAGUGAAAUUUUUUUUGCAAGCAGACUUUCCAUUCAGAUUGCUGAUUUGAACGGCGUGUAAAGACCAUUUUGCUAGAAAGUGAUCAAUGAGAAUUUUAUCGCAGGUUAACUUGAUUUGCCAUGUUAGAAGAUUCUGUGAAUAAUUGCACACAUGCUUUAUGCCGCUUGCACGUUUACCAUGCAUGAAUUGAGAGGUCAAGUAAAUUAACUUUUUAUUGUUUCUUUUUUGUCUGUUGUUGAGAUCACUUUGUGUGUAUACACUUAAAACAAUUACUCUUGUCAAUCUCGGUGAAUGACAGCCACUAUUCACUUCGAUUUCAAACAAUAAUUCAGUAUUAAACUUCCAUACCAAAACAUUAUGAUCUACGCAUUUUUGAGAAGUCAAAUCCCAACCAGGUUGCAUUAUCAAACUGUAAUUUUUCUGACUUCAAACAUUUUCUUUUAUCUAUUACUGGGGGAUCCUGAAAUACUUAUUCCAUGCAUUCAAUACCUUAAUUAUGUGAAUAUUAUUUCAUCUCUCUGAUUUGAAAUCUUUUUAUGAAAGGGGAGACAUCAUUUAGUAUCAUCUUCAAAGAAGAUGACAUUCAUUUCAUCCACGAAAAAAACUUCAAGUUGAUGUUCAUGACCACACUGUCUCAAGCCAGAUAAUCAAAUCAUUAAAAGAGAGAAGAGCGAUGAAAAUCUAGGUCUAACUGUGUAAAAAAAGGGAAAAAUGUAAAAUUAAAAUAAGCUAUACUUUGGCUUCGCCCUAGCUUUGAAUACUUAUUACAUUGCAAGAAGAAAUGUCAUUAACUUAGUAUCUUCAUUGUUUAUACAUUGUACAAUACUGUGUAGAGCAUUGAAGACUACACAACUUCUUUCAACCAUCUGAAAGACCCCCAAUCUCGUUGUGAAUACCUCAGUCAUUUUGCUAGCUUUGUAACUGGGAAAUUUAAAUCAUGUAAGACAAAAAACCAUGAACAAAUUCAUGAAGCACAACGAAAGGACUGUUCCUACUUGAGGUUUUACUCGGUAAAAAAAAAAAUAGAAA
This is a messenger RNA of Orbicella faveolata, 3229 nucleotides long. RefSeq lists its product as uncharacterized. Gene Ontology annotation, cellular component: nucleus. Gene Ontology annotation, biological process: regulation of apoptotic process; protein ubiquitination; ubiquitin-dependent protein catabolic process. Gene Ontology annotation, molecular function: ubiquitin protein ligase activity; protein binding; zinc ion binding. The record is from RefSeq and is a predicted model, not a curated record. NCBI's taxonomy places the organism in Eukaryota, Metazoa, Cnidaria, Anthozoa, Scleractinia, Merulinidae.